This is a messenger RNA of Tilletiaria anomala UBC 951, 3410 nucleotides long. RefSeq lists its product as uncharacterized. The record is from RefSeq and is a predicted model, not a curated record. The annotation marks the transcript as partial. The transcript is spliced from 3 exons. NCBI's taxonomy places the organism in Eukaryota, Fungi, Basidiomycota, Exobasidiomycetes, Georgefischeriales, Tilletiariaceae.
CAGGUAGAUGCUGCAACCGGCUGGCUCGUUACGUUGUUCAUCAGCUUGAAAGCACGAAGCGCGCAGGGCUAAAAGCGUGCUGUUGCAGAGAUUUCUGCGCUUCCCUUGUGCUGUCCGUUUACGAUGCCGACCGCGACAUGCAGCGAUGACGCGACGGCUUCCACGGGCGCAGCCAGUACGAGUAAGGUCACCCUCGACAACGUCAAGAAGCGCAAACGGGCGGAGCUUGAGACAGAGAUAUCACGCGUGAAGAACGGCCCGCCAUCACACGAGUCGCUGUUGCGCGAGUUCAUUUUCCUUGUUGAUCACUAUGCGUCGACAAGGCCUGGUGGUCCGACUGUGCUACCUAGUGCCCCAUUCAUCUGCAGUGAUGAAGAGGCUGCAAAGGCGUCGGAGGAGUAUGGGCUAUAUAGACAUGGGAAGUCCAUUACCACACGGACUAUACCCUCGCUAGAGAAGCUGAAGAAAGAGUUUUCAGAUUCACUGGGUGUACGGAUACCAGACGACCUGCUGGAAAUCGGGGAGGACCUCGGCUUCGAGCCGGAGCCAGAGACACAGGAUAAGCAGGAAGCGCAAAUGACGCAGGCGGUUCCAGAGACACAGGAGACGCAGUCUACCACCGUAGGAACAGCUACGCAGAGAGCAUUGCAAACACAGUUGACCGCAAUUACAGUCUCGCUCAAGGACACACAGGCGUCAAAUCCUGCGAGCGAGGCGCACCCAGACGUGCAGGUGCAGUCUGAGAAAGAGCCACAACCGCAGGCGCAGGCUCAUGCACAGCCGCAAGGAGAUAUACCGUCUAAAGCGGAGGAAAAGGCCUCUGCCGAAGCUUCAGCGAAACAAGAGUCGCAAUUGCAGCCUGUUGCGGCAGGCCAUCUAUCCACCCAAAACGCUCCAAAAUUGACGCCCCCAACAUUUCACGUGCAUCCUCCUCCUCCUCCUCAGCCACCUGUCGUUCUGCCUGGAAGCGAUGUCCCUCCCGUUGAGGUCCCAGCGGCAAUCAAGCUGCUGGCUCCAAACCCCCUAUCCAUCACCUAUGCCUCCUCACUGCGGCCCUUACCCCCCGACCCGCAUCGUCGUUUCACUGGCACGGGCGUGAGCGGUGGUGCAAUUCACCACCGGGGACAACGCAAGCCGCCGCAGCUUUCAGGUCGCUCGGCAUUAGCGGCAGCUGGGCCUGCAGGGACUGGACAGACGGAUCUCUGGCGAUGGUUUGUGCGUGCACGCGCCAGUCCCGGAUCCGGUCUGGUCGGUAAGGCGGAUAAAUGCUUGAUGACGUCGGACUGGAAGGUGGCGUACGUGGAGCAGCGCUUCAUCCGUGCCAUGAUGCGCAUCGAGAAGCUCAAGCAGGCGGGCGACUGGUCGUUCCGUCAGCCGAAGCGCCAGCGUGGGCCGGCGCCCAAGAAGGCGCAUUGGGACUACGUGCUGGACGAGAUGCGCUGGAUGCAAACAGACUACAGAGAGGAGAGGAAAUGGAAAAUCGCUUGUGCGCAUCAGAUGGCACAUGCUGUCUUUGCAUGGCACCGGGCUGGAUCGAAGCAGGCGAGACAGGCACUCUGUGUCAAAAUCCGCGAACCUCAGCAGCAGAAGAAGGGUUCGGGCGGCGCCGAGCAAAGUACCGAGGAGCAGAGCGCAGAUCAAGGAAAAGAAGUGGUCGGCGUCACAGGAUCUGCAGCGUCAGAGCAAGCUAACGGCGCCCAAGGACCCGACUCUGGAAAGGACGCAGAUCCAGCCAUGGACAUAGAUUUGGAAGCGGAUGUUGCAGGUGCGAAUCAAGACGCAAAAGCAGAUACCGCUGUGGACCCAGAUGCUGAUGCGGAAGGCGAUGCGGAUGCUGAUGCUGAUGGAGAAGCAGAUGCAGAUGCGGAUGGAGAAGUUGAUGCUGAAGGAGAGGAGGAUGCCGACGGGGAGGUGGACGCAGAUGGUGAUGCAGAUGAUGUCGAGCGUGCACUGCAAGAGGGCGACACUCCAAAAGUCAAGAUUGAAGUGGUCAAUCAGCCUCGUGGAGCCGCAGAUCCAAUGCCAGCUCUCUCUGGCGUUGCGCCUGUCUCCAGUUAUCAGCAGCAGUCUUGCUUUAAAGAUUCUGUAGAAGGGAUCAAGAGCGAUGCGCAGACGCAGGAUGCAACUCUCACCCGCGAAGCUCUACCCAGCUCGGUGGUCAACACUCUGCGUGCUCCCAUCUUCUCGAUGGACGUCGUAUCGACUGUCAUCUCGCCCACAGCGUUGCUUGAAUCCGUAUGCCCCCAAAAUCUGGCUGCUGCGCUCAAUAUCAGCGAGGCCGAAGUGGAAAGCAUUUUGGAUCCCACAAAUGUGGGUGUCUCUUCACUCUUCCCUGAGCUUCCACUGUUCACUGGGCCGACGCUGCCACAAGAUGGCAAGCAUGACCGACGCGUCGACGAAGGCUCAUUCCAGCAGACUCCACGCCUGACUCAUGUCACGCGACUCCUUGAUUCUAAACCUCUGCUCGUUAGCACUCUGCGCCCUUCGGAGAACCGCGAGCAAGGUCAAUGGCGCGAAGACGCGCCAUGGUUCUUGGCAGCCCAACUUUCGGAUCCUUAUAAGGGUGUAUCACCAGAUUUGCUCGAUGCACUGUUGCAGCCAGGCUCAGUCUUGUUCGCAAAGAAGUCGCACCGCGUCAAGGAUGGAAGUGCGCUCAAUCCCGACGCACAUGCACCGGCUGGUCCAGCCAACCCGGAGGUGCGAGCUGCCCAAUUCAUCUGGUCUCCAGAAGAGGACAGUUACAUUGUCAUGCUCGCCAAAGAGUAUAGCUGCAACUGGUCGCUUGUCGCAGACCUGUUCAACGCCACCAGGCUUGCAGUGCCGACGGACCGCCGCGUUCCAUGGGACAUAUACGACAGGUACAAGCGCAUUCAACAGGCAGCGCGUGAGGGCACUUCCAUUACACCACAGACGCAGCUGCCGCUAGAGAUCGUCGGCGGCGAGGAUGGCACGAGCAUUCCGCCCGGAAAUACGCUCAUCGCAAAGCGGGAGCGCAUCAAUAAGCGUGUCAGUGCCAAAUUUGAAGGCAGUCGCAAGAAGCUUCGCCGUUUUAGUUUGGUCGAACUCAUGCGGAAGAGUGCAAGGAAGCGAGACGCAGCACCCAAACCGAGCACGCAGAUGACGCGCAAGAUCAAUUUGAGUUCGCAUGAGACGCAUGCUCAGAUCAAAGGCGGCCCUGUGGCCACACCGCAGCAACUCAGCAAUCUCAAGGCUGAACGAGAUCAGCAGACCAUCAGACUGUACUAUGAACAGCAGCGCGUCGCGCAGCUCGCAUAUCAGCAGCAACAAGCUCGUUUGCAGCAGCAGGUGCAAGUUCAGCAAGCAGCACAGUCACAGCCGCCGCCGCAGCAACAGCAACACCAACAACAGCAACAGCAACAGCAACAGCAACAGCAACAGCAACAGCAACA